This is a messenger RNA of Drosophila subobscura, 1344 nucleotides long. RefSeq names its product glycerol-3-phosphate acyltransferase 4. Lineage: Eukaryota; Metazoa; Arthropoda; Insecta; Diptera; Drosophilidae. The coding region runs from base 50 to 1309 and encodes 419 amino acids. The record is from RefSeq and is a predicted model, not a curated record. Gene Ontology annotation, biological process: triglyceride biosynthetic process. The transcript has a single exon. Gene Ontology annotation, molecular function: glycerol-3-phosphate O-acyltransferase activity. Gene Ontology annotation, cellular component: endoplasmic reticulum.
GUCAUUGCUCAUUCAGUCAUCGAUUAAACCCCUUACAGAAAACUCUACCAUGUGGCUGGCACUGUUGAUCUAUGGCCUCAUCUUCACCUUCGGCUUGGUGUCAUUGCAAAACGCGUACCUGGCCCUGCUCGAGCGACUCUUCGGCUGGGGCUCGCGCCACCUGCAGGAGCUGCGGCGAGCCAACGAGCGCGAGGAGCUGAAGAGCCUCGGCGACGGCUGGACACUGAACCCAAGGGUCGCGGAGCAGCAGAAGCAGAAGCAGAAAAAUGUACGCCAAAGAAGAAACAAACAGAUGCAGACGCCGGCGAAGAGUCAGCUGUGCCAGCAGAUGGAGCAGUGCUGUGACAUGAUAUCCGAGGGCAUGGCUCUGGUGUUGGAGGACGAUGUGACGACGCGAUUUGUGUCCGCCCCCUUGCCAGCGGGUGAGUGGAAUCUGCUGACCCGUGACCUGUCCGUGCAUAUAGGGCUCCUCAGCUGGCGGCUGAGAGUGGUCUGGCUGCUGGGACUGCUCUUUCGCUACACACUGUUGGCGCCCCUGCGGACGGCGACGUGUCUGAGCUGCCUGCUGUUGGUCCCCGCCACUACGGGACUGAUUGGUCUGCUGUGCAAAUUGAGGUGCAACCAACGUGUUGGCAAGUGGCUGCUGCGCCAGUGCCUCUGCAUGACCGCGAGCUUUGUGCCGAUAAUGCGACGCUACCACAAUCUCGAGCAUCGCCCCACCAAGGGCAUCUGCGUGUGCAACCACACCAAUCCACUGGACGUGCUCAUCCUCAUGUGCGAUGUGCAGUACUCGCUGACCGGGCAGCGGCACGACGGCAUCCUCGGGGUCUUCCAGAGCUCCCUGUCGCGUGUCUCGCCGCACAUGUGGUUCAACCGCCGUGAGCCCGGCGAGCGUGAGGCCCUCGGCGAUGCCCUGCGCCAGCACACGCAGAGCCCAGACAAGCCGCCGAUUCUGCUCUUCCCCGAGGCCACGUGCAUCAACAACACCGCCGUAAUGCAGUUCAAGAAGGGCAGCUUCGCCGUCAGCGAUGUCGUCUACCCGAUGGCCAUACGCUACGACCGCCGCUACGGCGAGGCCUACUGGGACAGCACCCGCUACUCGAUGUUCCGCUACAUGCUGAUGCUGGUCUCCUCCUGGUGCCUCAGCUGCGACAUCUGGUACCUGCCACCCAUUUCCCGCGAGCCCAACGAGUCGCCCAUUCGAUUCGCCAGUCGCGUGAAGGCUGCAAUAGCCGCCCAAGCGGGCAUCGAGGAUCUGCCCUGGGAUGGCAAUCUCAAGCGCUGCUCUCCCGUUCGGGAUUGGUUAUAAACAUGCUCAAUGCCAUGGCCCCAGCUCCAGUUAAU